AAAAAAAUUAAAUAUGUGUAUAUAGUUAAAGUUAAUAUUCUUGGCUACAGGACGCUGACUUCAGAGAGCCUCCGAUCUGUGAAUCGGCGCUUCCGAAGAAAGCCGAAUGUGGCUCGGUUAAGUUCGGUUGCACGCGCACAAGGGCUUGGUCCGGGGUGUAGCGCGAGCACCGGCUCAUGUUCUCGAGCAUGCGGCCAGAUAUUUAACACCGAGGCAUGCUGAGCAAUAGCGUGUUAAAAUCUGACACGGGCUCCUGCAGCUGUAGAAGAUGUCAGAUGUCACCAAGACCGUCCAGAAGUGGCAUGCAAGUUUAAAAAAGGGCACGGACUUUGAUUCGUGGGGGCAGUUGGUGGAGGCAAUUGAUGAGUACCAAAUACUCGCACGGCAGCUGCAAAAAGAGGUUCAGUCAUCAAACUCUCAGGAUUUCACAGAGGAGCAAAAGAAAACUCUGGGGAAAAUUGCAGCAUGUCUUGAAAUGCGGAGUUCAUCCUUACAGAGCACACACUCCCAGGAGGAGUUUACCUUACAGGAUCUGAAGAAACUGGAACCCAUCAUCAAAAAUAUUCUCACUUACAACAAAGAUUUCCCCUUCGAUGUCCAACCAGUGCCUUUGAGGAAAAUCUUUGCACCAGGUGAGGAAGAGAACCUAGAUGUUGAAGAGGAGCUGGACACGGCGAUGGGGACGGGAUUAAUCCAGUCCUUUCCUACCAGAGUAUCAGGUACUUUAUUACCUCGGCUUCCCUCCGAGCCUGGAAUGACCCUGCUGACUCUGAAAAUUGAGAAGAUCGGUUUAAAAGAUGCGGGACAGUGCAUCGAACCUUACAUGACGAUUAGCGUCCGAGACCUGGAUGGUGUGGAAUUGAACCCUGUUCAGGACACUCCAGUCUCAACACACAAAGAAGAUACCUACAUUCAUUUCGAUGUAGAUGUGGAAAUCCAGAAACAUAUCGAGAAACUACCAAAAGGGGCUGCUAUUUUCUUUGAAUUCAAACACUACAAGCCCAAGAAGAAGUUCACCAGUACCAAGUGUUUUGCCUUUAUGGAGAUGGAUGAAAUCAAACCUGGCCCCAUUGUGAUCGAGCUGUACAAGAAGCCAACAGAUUUCAAGCGGAAGAAACUCAACCUCCUUACGAAGAAACCACUUUACCUUCACCUCCAUCAAACUCUACACAAAGACUGAGCAACACAUGAGCCAGCGAUCAUGAGGAACAGCACUCUUCUCACCUGCCAGCAUUUUUUUUUUUGGUUAUCUGUCUGAAGCAUUGUCUUGAUAAGAACAUAACAAUAUGCUUUGUAGGUUUGAUGGAAACAUGGGAUGGUCAAGCAUCCAACAGUGUGUGUGUUCUCAUGAUGGUCUAUUGUUUAUUACCACUACAGAACAAGUUCUCUACUAACUCAGCACUUAAUAACACCAUCACAACUAGCAAAUGCUUUCUGUAGCCAUCUUUCUCUUGCAGUCUGUCUGUUCUUGUUUAAAGAGUUUCGUCCACUUUUCCAUGCAGUCUACAGAAAUAUUUUGGGAUGUCUCGCAUGUACCACACUACAUAUUUUAAAGUCCGGGGGUUGUGACGGUCAGUCCAAGAGCUUCAGUUCAUGUCGGAUUUUGAGAUAUUGUCCAGUUAUAGAAGCUUCAGUUUCUUGACCGAUGGUGUAUCGUUUGUUUCCUGUAUAACAGAUCGUUCUUUUUUAACCCUCAAAAAAUAUCUUUGGCGAUGGUGGCUGAAGAGUUCCAUCGUUGCUGCAUCAGUUCACACAUAUUUCCAAAAUGAUAUUGUUUUGUGAACGUCAGAAGUGUACUUUUGUGAUGAUCUUCGCAGGUAAGGUUUCCUUCUGAUGCCUUUUCCAUGAGGAUCAUGUUUGUCUAGGGAAAAGUGUAAGGUGGACCAGUUUUCCACCAAGUCCUGGAGGUCCAGCACCAUAUCAGUGGUUGCUGUACCUUUCUGUCCAGCAAACAUGCAGAGAGAUCUGGGUCUUCCAGAUGUUUUGUUGGCUUCAGUUCAAUUCAUUUUAAAGGAAAUUUUCAGCCCUGCCUUUGCAUCUGGAACUCUGGAAAGUUCAUGAAAUAUGACGUAACUAUGCAGAUUAACCAGGCUACAUCUAUUCAACAGCAUCUGAGGUUGUUUUAUGUAGCUAGGCAUGUUCGUUUACCUGACUAAUCUAACCAACUAAUCAGUUAUCUCACUCACCUAGACAUACACAAAUCUAACAUUAAGAAUAAAUGACCUUUGAUUUAAACCCUGAGGUGGAAUGGGUCUGUUUGCCUUGCACAGAAUCUCCUCAAUGGUCCAAACCAUGAUUAACUACUGGAACUGGAAGCGCAGACCAAACAACGCAGAGUGAUGCACCAUAUUGCCAAAGGUUUUGGGACACCCCUCCAAAUCAUUGAAUUCAGGUGAUGUUUUUCAGGGGUUGGACUUGGCCCCUUAGUUCCAGUGAAAAGAACUCUUAAUGCUUCAGAUUCAUACCAAGACAUUUUGGACAAUUCCAUGCUCUUUGUGGGAACAGUUUGGGGAUGACCCCUUCCUGUUCCAACAUGACUGCACACCAGUACACAAAGCAAGGUCCAUAAACACAUGGAUGAGUGAGUUUGGUGUGGAGGAACUUGACUGGCCUGCACAGUGUCCUGACCUAAACCCCAUAGAACACCUUUGGGAUGAAUUAGAGCGGAGUCUGCGAGCCAGGCCUUCUCAUCCAACAUCAGUGCCUGACCUCACAAAUGUGCUUCUAGAGAGGAAUGGUCAAAAAUUCCCAUAAACACACUCCUAAACCUUGUGGAAAACCUUCCCAGAAGAGAUGAAGCUGUUAUAGCUGCAAAGGGCGGGACAACUACAUAUUACAUUCAUGUGCAUGUAAAGGGAGAUGCCCCAAUACUUUUGGCAAUAUAGUAAUAUACUGCAUCUGCACACACAAGUGGACAAGUUCAGGAAGGAGCAGAUUUUUGCCACUUUUUGCCUUUGACACUGUGAUGGUGUUUCUCCUAGACAGCAUACUGGUCUUUCCUCCCCCACUGCUGAUAUUUUCCAACAACUAGGCCACAACAAGCCAACAAGGCCUGGAUUCCCACUUCUGCUUUCACUAGUGGUCACUAUGGUGCAGAUCUGCAGGACCUGAGCCAGGUUGCUUGUUCCUUUGGGUUUGGUGUCAUCAGGACAUCACUCAGAACGUUACUUCUCUACUGGUGUACUGCACUGAGUGCAGACGGACUCGUACUUAUUUACAUUUAUCCAGAGUGAAUUAGUGUCAUUUUAUACAACUGAGCAAUUAAGGGUUAAGGACCUUGCUCAGGGGCAGCUUGGUGGACCUGGGAUUUAAACUUAGUAGUCCAACAUUUUAACCACUAAGCUACCACAUACUCUUUCCACAGUUGGAUAAAAUUUAUGCAUGACCUUAUUAGCUGAUGAUAAAUAUUUUUACAAACGACAUGACCUAAGGUUUAAUGGUCAACUAGUUAAUCAAAUAAAUAGCAGACUGGUCUUAAGCUUCCAUAGUGAUAUUUAAAAACACAUUCCAGACAUCAGUGAUCUCUACUCAGUUUCAGGUAUGUUGAAGGAUCCAGUACAAUGUCCUUUUUUCAUGUGAGGUGUAUGCAAUUAAUUUCUAAACCUCAUCUGUCCUUUAUAUGUUCUUGCUUUCAUGAUUAAGUCUAGACAGUUAUUUAAAAUGAAUCAUUAGUCUUUCUGCAUAUCUUCAGGUGGUAGGAUCAGACAAAAAGCAUGAGCAUGAACUCUACACGAUGAUGUAGCUAUUAAAGAGAAGUUUUUGAGUGUUAGUGGUCAUGUCACUAUGUUCCUGUUCUUUUGGGGAACUUGUAAAAAUAAAAUAAAUAAGGUACCACAGAAUGAUUUCUCCCAUCCACAAGGGUUAAAAAAAAGUGUGUCAUCAAAUUAUGACCUUUGCAGUUAUCAAAUCUCAGAGGUCUUUAUUACUAUGAUCAAUAAGGGAAUAUCUUUCAGAAGAACCGUGUUCCUCCUUCCAAUACACAUCCAGAGAAAGCUGUUCAAGCAGCGCAACACUUGAUUAAGACAAACCUUUACCUUUGUCACAUAUUUAUACUGAUGUUACCCUUAGAAUGUGGCCUAAAUAGAAGAUUUGUGGGAUUCAUUCAGCUAGAAGAGCAUUAGUGAUAUCAGACUCUGAUGUUGGGAUGUUGAGGAGACUCCAGGUCCAGUUCAUCCCAGUGGGGUUGAAUCAGAGUCAGUGCUCUGUGCAGGAAACUCCAGUUCUUCACUCCAACCUGCAUGUCUUCAUGGAUCUGCUUUGUGCACAGGAGCAUUGUCAUGCUGGAGCAGGGUUUGUAGCUCCACUGAACCCUACAGCGUACAGAGACGUUCUAGACACCUGUAGCAAUAGUAUGGCUGUGAUGGUAAGGGGUGUACAUACUUUUGGCCAUAUUGCAUACAUUCAUACGUACAUAAUCUUUAAAAAUCCUUGUUUUCUAACAUUCCAUAUGUCUCAUCUCUUUUCAUAAAAAGUUUGUUAUAUAAUUUCUCAGUAUUUCUAGGACAUGUACA
Molecule: messenger RNA, 4511 nt
Organism: Hemibagrus wyckioides
Lineage: Eukaryota; Metazoa; Chordata; Actinopteri; Siluriformes; Bagridae
Gene: aida
Product: axin interactor, dorsalization associated
Exons: 10
Coding region: 269-1180 (303 amino acids)
Biological process (GO): determination of ventral identity
Cellular component (GO): membrane
Molecular function (GO): phosphatidylinositol binding
Source: RefSeq, a predicted model, not a curated record